Messenger RNA from Rosa chinensis, 2845 nucleotides. Its product is annotated as putative DUF21 domain-containing protein At3g13070, chloroplastic. Lineage: Eukaryota; Viridiplantae; Streptophyta; Magnoliopsida; Rosales; Rosaceae. The transcript is spliced from 16 exons. Bases 409 to 2157 code for a protein of 582 amino acids. The record is from RefSeq and is a predicted model, not a curated record.
ACUAAAUGGAACCUUGAGCAAGGACCAAGUCUUACCGAAUCAGAUAGUAUGUAGGCUACUUAGGUAGUAAUAACAAUGACUAAAAACUGACCUGAUAUUCAUAGAUUCUCCAUUAUCUGAUCCCCACUACUCUUCAAUUUGCUCACUCCGCCAACUCCAACAGCCAAACAUGUUUACGAACAAACAACAAUCCUAACGAUAUCCCACACCCACUUCUCCAUCUCUCCACCCUUCUUUCCCGAUUCUCUUCAUCUUCAAUUUCUCCCACAACCUUAGCCUCCCAUCCCAUCCAUACUUGAACAUCCAAAAAAACAAAAAAAUUCAUUUAUUUGAUUCUUUGGCUUUGAUUAGUUCUUGGGAGCUGAACUCUGCGUUCUGGGUCUUGUUCAAAUUCUGGUUUUGGGUGCUAUGGCGCUUGAGUCUUCAAUUCUAAGCCCGCCCAGAUUCAUUUCUGGUUCUGGUUCGAAAUCAUUGUGUUUCUUGUAUUACCAUAAGCAGAAAAAUUUCCCCACCAAGGUUUUGGUGCAAAAUAAUCGAUACCCAUUUCGAUUGGUGUUGAAUUGGAUUGACACUAGCGAUUUUGGGAGGUUCUUAGGUCCAAGAUGCGAGGGAGUCGACUUGUUUGCGAAUAGAGCUUGUUUGAGAGCUGUAGGUAAAGAUAGUGAGAGUUCUAGUGGUACAAAUGCUAUUUUGGGUUUGAGUUUUGAUUUUGUGAGGGUAAUGGUGAAGUGUGGAGUUGUUUUAGCGGCUAUGGUUUGUGGGGUUUUGGUGUAUGGGGCUAGGAGAGCUUUUGCUGUGGAGGGUGUGGUCAAUGCAAGCUAUGGGGUUGUUGACAAGUGCAUGUUGAUGUUCAGAAAUGCUUGGCCGAAGACGCUAUGGCCUUGGAAGGUGUGUGAGUUGGCUGAGAAAGAGCCUGAAAAUGGUGUCUUCAGUUUGCUUCGCAAUGAUGUGACUCGGUUCUUGUCAACCAUACUUAUUGGCACAACUGUUGUCAAUAUUAGAGCAACUGCUUUAGUUACAGAGGCUGCAACAGCGAUAUUUGGUGAAGCUGGUGUUUGUGCAGCAACUGGAGUAAUGACUGUUCUUAUUUUGCUCCUCACUGAAAUAACUCCCAAAAGUGUUUCUGUUCACAAUCCCACAGAAGUUGCUAGGUUUGUGGUUAGGCCGGUGGCUUGGCUUUCAUUGGUACUAUAUCCUGUCGGAAGAGUUGGUACAUACCUAUCAAUGGGGAUGCUGAAAAUUCUAGGGUUGAAAGGAAGAAGUGAACCAUAUGUUACUGAAGAGGAGUUAAAACUGAUGUUGCGAGCGGCAGAGUUAAGUGGGGCAAUAGAGGAGGAAGAACAGGAUAUGAUUGAAAAUGUGUUGGAGAUUAAAGAUACGCAUGUUAGAGAGGUGAUGACACCUCUUGUAGAUGUAGUUGCAAUUGAUGCCAGUGCAACGCUAAUUGAUUUUCACGACUUGUGGGUGACUCAUCAAUAUUCUAGGGUGCCUGUUUUUGAGCAGCGUGUUGAUAACAUAGUAGGCAUUGCAUAUGCAAUGGAUCUCCUGGAUUAUGUUCAGAAGUGGAGAAUUUUAUUCUCUACACACAUGGGUAGUAUGAUUCAUUUUGCAGAUUCAAUGUCAGUCUGGAAUCUUAUUAGAGAAUUCCGCAUUUGGAAGGUUCACAUGACUGUGGUUCUCAAUGAAUAUGGUGGAACUGUAGGGAUAAUUACCCUACAAGAUGUGGUGGAGGAAAUUGUUGGUAAAAUAUUUGAUGAAAAUGAUUCCAAGGAGGUGAUUCAGAAAAAAGGGUACAUCGUAAUGCGUGCAGAGGGAGUAUUUGAUGUGGAUGCAAACACAUCUAUAGACCAGCUCUCUGAAGAUCUAAAUGUGAAAAUGCCUGAGGUGCGUGAGUUAGCUGAGAAAGAGCCUGAAAAUGGCGUCUUCGGAUUGCUUCGCAAUGAUGUGACUCGGUUCUUGGCAACCAUACUUGUUGGCACAACUGUUGUCAAUAUUGGAGCAACUGCUUUAGUUACAGAGGCUGCAACAGCGAUAUUUGGUGAAGCUGGUGUUAGUGCAGCAACUGGAGUAAUGACUGUUCUUAUUUUGCUCCUCACGAAAAUAACUCCCAAAAGUGGUGCUGUUCACAAUCCCACAGAAGUUGCUAGGUUUGUGUGAAAGAAACCUUGAGGCUACAUCCAGUGGCACCAUUGUUGCUUCCUCAUGCAUCUACUGAAGAUUGUACCGUUAAUGGCCUCUACAUACCCAAAAAAUAGCUCAUUGUUAUAAACGUCUGGGCAAUCAGGACAGACAACAAUGCUUGGAUGAAUGCAGACGAAUUCUACCCAAAAGGUUUGCAGGGAGUAGUAUAGACCUGAGGGGAAGCCACUUUCAGCUUAUUCCAUUUGGGUCGGGUCGCAGACUUUGCCCUGGAUUUCAAUUGGGGCUAGUUGUGGUCAAGCUAGUAUUGGCACAACUUCUGCAUUGUUUCGGUUGGGAACUUCCAGAUGGUUUGUUACCAAGUUGGACUUGACCGAGGAGUUUGGUCUAACUGUUCCACGAGCCGAGCAUCUGCUGGCUGUUCCUUCUUAUCGCCUACACAAAUAAGAACAUAUCAUUGAUCAUCAUAAUCAUAUCAAAAGGUUUAUGUACUGUUUAAUUUCAUGUUUCAAUAGUUUUUGGACAAUUACAGGUUUGAUGUUUACUAUAGCUAAUAUAACUUGUAGGUGGACAUAAGCCUGUGCUGGUCAGAUUAAUAGGUCUUACCAACUACCAAAAGCAAAAUCUUUGGUACAGUACGUUAUUUUCAGUAUUUACCCAAUUUGUAAUUAAUUCCAGAUUAUAAUAAAUAAUGUAUUCAAACAUG